CGGCCGCCGCGGGGCUUGAUCGGGCGACGGUGGCAGCGGCAACUGGUCCUCCUCCUUCUCCCUUUCCCACCUCCUUCGCCUCCUCCCCCUUCCUGGUUGCUUCUCGUCCUCCUCCCCUAGUGGCGGCCCUGAUCCUACGUAAGGGAAUGACUGCCAGGUACGCCAGCGAAAAUAGGGUGCAAGCCCAGAAACCAUUUCUCUACCACCACUUGUUGAGAAACUGAUUUGGAGGCAACUCUGUUUGGAACAGACAGAGGGUGCCCGAAUUUGACACCUCUGUUUUCUCAGAUUGGGAACCCUUCACUGCUAAGUGUCGAGGCAACAAAACUGGAAACUAACUUGACCCUUAUUGAAAACCAGAAUGGAGCGAUUUGUAGUAACAUCUCCUCCUGCUCGAAACCGUUCCAAGACUGCUUUAUAUGUGACUCCUUUGGAUCGUGUCACUGAAUUUGGAGGUGAAUUGCAUGAAGAUGGAGGAAAACUGUUCUGCACUUCUUGCAACGUGGUACUUAAUCAUGUUCGCAAGUCUGCCAUCAGUGAUCACCUCAAGUCCAAGACUCACACCAAAAGAAAGGCAGAGUUUGAAGAACAGAAUGUAAGGAAGAAACAAAGGCCUCUAACAGCAUCUCUUCAGUGCAACAGUACUGCGCAGACAGAGAAAGUCAGUGUUAUCCAGGACUUUGUGAAAAUGUGCCUGGAAGCCAACAUCCCACUUGAGAAGGCUGAUCACCCAGCAGUUCGUGCUUUCCUGUCUCGCCAUGUGAAGAAUGGUGGCUCCAUACCCAAGUCAGACCAACUAAGGAGAGCUUACCUCCCUGAUGGGUAUGAGAAUGAGAAUCAGCUCCUCAACUCACAAGAUUGUUGACAGGGAGGUUACCAUCAUUGUGAACAAGACAAAUGACGUGGAGUAUUAAAGUUAUGUGUUGAUUGUGUGGUUCAUUUUUAUAUUUAUUUCAUUAAAAUCAUGUGAUACAGAA
Messenger RNA from Monodelphis domestica (gray short-tailed opossum), 977 nucleotides. RefSeq names its product CGG triplet repeat binding protein 1 (gene CGGBP1). Gene Ontology annotation, molecular function: double-stranded DNA binding. Gene Ontology annotation, cellular component: nucleus. The record is from RefSeq and is a predicted model, not a curated record. NCBI's taxonomy places the organism in Eukaryota, Metazoa, Chordata, Mammalia, Didelphimorphia, Didelphidae. Gene Ontology annotation, biological process: regulation of transcription by RNA polymerase II.